AAACCACGCUCUGUUGUCUCGUGUUGCCCGUCAAGAAUCCGGCAGUAAAGCUCGAGGGUGAAGUAUUUUAGUCGUAACAGGUGUCACAGACCAAGCGUGCCAGGUUUUCAACCUAUCAAAUUUUACAACCGGGCUGAACUUUCAUUCGAGGUUUUGAAAGCAACCAGAUGCUGUGUUUGAAGAUGGGAAGUGUUGCAUUUGCGCUUCUACGCUGCACGGUGGCAAUUUCAUGAGAUACUACUAUUUUCAAUGAUGAGCUUCCCUUUACUCAGUACUCGUAUCGUUCUCCGGCACUACCGUACGGUGUGAUCCAUCUAGCGCCUUAGAUAGUCAAUCAUAAUGAGACAAAAAGAUAUCGUCCAUUCUAUUUUCGAACGGAAGUUUGUUUCAACACGACUUCUACUCGUCGUCAGGUCAUCAUAAAGCAUCACGAAACUCCUGUAGUUCGCUACCGCACAACGACAAGGUUCAUCAACGAAUAUAACAGGAACAACAAAAAUGUUCGCGACUCGAAUGAAUCUUUACUUGACGUUUCUAGCUGUUACCGUCUCGUCGGUAUCCUCAUUUAGCAUCCCUGAUGUUCACCAUAUCCAAUCCACGACCGACACCAUUCUUCCCCAUGUCAGCAGCAUAUUGAAUACCCCAUCCAUUGUGCUAAAUCACAACGCCAUCGAUGCGACGGCUUUCGAUCCCAUCUCUGGAUACAAGGAGCUGCUCAAGACGAAUCCUUUGCCGACCAAAAUGGUGACUGGGGCCACCUUGGCAGUAUGUGGUGACGCCAUUGCACAGUCUCAGGACGUCGAUGUCGAGUACGACAAACGACGCGCGGCAUCCUUUGCUCUCUUUGACAUGGCCUAUCGUGCCCUGCAGCACUUUGCGUUUCCCGUCAUUGUUGCCUAUUGCCACGGACAAAUUCUCGGAUCGGUGGGGCCCUUGAACGUAUUCGAUUCUUCUCAGCUUGCAGCGAUGGAGCAAACGCUUGCUUCGCAACUCGGAAUUGUGCCAUUCCUCUACUAUCCCGCAUUCUUCACAAUAUCUUCUGCCAUACAAGGGUUGUCGGCAUCGGGGGCAUGGUCGCGGGCGGUGGAGAACUUUGUGCCGCUUAUGAAGCGGAAUCUUCUAUUUUGGAUCCCGGUUCAGUUCAUACAAUUUGGAUACAUACAAGAAGACCUUCAGGUGAGUUAACUGUCUAGUCCUUCGCAUUCCGUUGUUCUUCGUUACUGCUUUCCAGUAGUGCAUGACAUCAGUCGCCGGUUCGCAAGUUUGAAGAAUAAUUUGGGUGAAUCCUAUCGUCAGUAGAUUUUCCUUCCCUAGUGAUUCCUUCACUCACACUGCGAUGUUGUUUACUCUUGUUCUCUCGCGUGACAGAUACCAUUCUUGUCUUGCGCCGGCCUUGCAUGGACAUUUAUUCUGUCCGUUUACGCUGGUUCCGCCAAGAGCUACAGCCAGGAAGAUGAAAUCGAAAUACAGGAGUCGACAGUCAUAUCAUUGAGCAAUGCAACUGCUGCCGUUUACGACGAACAAGAAUCGCCAAGGUUGGCAGUUGUGGAAUCCGUUGCGAGGUGAUACUACUCGCUCGUUCAAAUAUUGUACACUACAUAAUACUUCAAAUAAUUUUGAAAUUCCAUUUUGUUUUAAUUGUUGUUCAUGGCUUCGAAAGUGGUGAAGGUAGUUGUUGUCUGACUGACGUUUAAUUAUCUAGGAUAGAAAUGGUUACCACCAGUCAGCAACAGUGCAGAUACUAAGCAUUCCAUGAUGUAACUUCCACUAAACGGAAGGUUAAGUU
This is a messenger RNA of Pseudo-nitzschia multistriata, 1786 nucleotides long. Lineage: Eukaryota; Bacillariophyta; Bacillariophyceae; Bacillariales; Bacillariaceae. The record is from the annotation of a GenBank genome assembly.